Microbotryum saponariae is the source of this 207-nucleotide messenger RNA. The record is from the annotation of a GenBank genome assembly. NCBI's taxonomy places the organism in Eukaryota, Fungi, Basidiomycota, Microbotryomycetes, Microbotryales, Microbotryaceae.
AUGCCGACUGUGGGCUUACAAGUCGCCGCGUUCCAACAACACCCCUUCAGGUACCCCAAGGCUGGGAAGGACGAGGACAAGCAGGACGAGAAGGGGCAGCAAGGCAGCAAGGCCACGGCCAAGGCCAAAGGGAGCAAGCCCGGAGGAAAGGGCAGGGACAAGGAGCGCGAAGAGGAAGCGAGGGAAGGGGGAGUUGGAGAAGCCUGA